CGUGCGCGCGCCUUUACACGGCUCUGCGCGGUCGGUGGCUGUCGCCUCGUCGGGCGGUUCGCGGUCGUGAAAUUGGGGAAUUAUGACGACUACGAAGGCCGUGUGUUUGCUGAGGGGUCACUCCUCCGUGGUCGGGACGUGUACUUUCAAAGCAAUUGCAAAUGGACACGUGGUAAUUCAAGGAGAAAUCAGUGGACUGACUCCUGGAAAGCAUGGAAUCCAUAUUCAUUUAUAUGGAGACGUUUCUGACGGCUGUGCCAGUGUAGGACCUCAUUACAACCCCUGUAACGAAACACACGGUGCACCACAAGAUAAAAAGAGACAUGUAGGUGAUCUGGGCAAUGUAGAAGCUAAUGAAAAUGGCGUUGCCAUAUUUGAAUUAGAAGAUCGACUUCUGCGCCUAACAGGAAAACAUAAUAUAAUUGGACGAUCAGUAGUAGUUCAUCAGAAUGAAGAUGACUUGGGUAAAGGUAACAAUGAAGAAACCCACAUAACAGGAAAUGUUGGAGAAGGAAUUGCCUGGGGUAUAAUUGGAAUAGAUAACUAAAUAUGUGUCCCAAAAGUCUAACUGCACUGUUUGUAGUGUUGUUAGUAGAUUUAAAUUUCUCCAUUGUUAUUGAACAGCAACUGGUUCAAAAUGGGUUUUUAAAAUAAAUCUGUCUGCUAGUGUGGCAUGUUUUAGAAAUGAAACUUUUUUUAAAACAAAUUAAGGUUUCCUUUGACAUCUCUUUGACUUUUAUUUUUUUAAUUUGAAUGUGUGAUAAGUUACGAAGUCCAGCAUGUACACAGAUAGAAACAGCAUAAUUUAGUUAAUUGCAUUAUACUGUUGAAUUUGAUCAAUCUUUUAAACUAAUAGCAAAAUAUUAUUUAAACAAUGAAAGGGAACAGUAUAUUGAUCAUAAGAUCUCUUGAUCCUAUUCAAAGAAGUGAACUUCUCCUGAUACCUGGUCAACAAGCCUUCUAGUUAAUUGAUUAUUCAUCUUAUGGCUGUUGAGACCUUAUUGAUGUGAAAUGGCAACUGCAUUUACCUGGAAAAAAGCUCCCAUACUUGUGGUGUAAUUUGACAUUUCCAGUCUGAUGAGAUGGUAUACCAAUGCAACUUAUUUUUACUGUCAUAAUGGGUCAGUUUUUUUAAAAUAAGAGUCCUCAUUGUAUAACUCCCAUCUUUAACUAAUAUUGAAAAGUACAUGCUGUUCAUAUUAAAAUGUUCAACUGAUUUUACAAGACUAUUUUAAGCUUAAAUAUUUGAGUCCACCAUAUUUUUUAAUGCAUGUAAUAGAUACAAAUAUUUAUCUGUAAAAGACAAAUAAAAGCUCACAUUGCAGUUUGUCAUUUGGUUCAUGUUUGUAAAUUACAUCAAAUUGUCUUCAUUCUUGAAAUUUAAUGGUCCACAUCCACAUACUGCUGGAAUGAGUUUAUCCAGUGGAUUGGAUGAGGGCAAAAA
This is a messenger RNA of Callorhinchus milii (elephant shark), 1444 nucleotides long. RefSeq names its product superoxide dismutase [Cu-Zn]. The record is from RefSeq and is a predicted model, not a curated record. Gene Ontology annotation, molecular function: copper ion binding; superoxide dismutase activity. Gene Ontology annotation, biological process: removal of superoxide radicals. Bases 83 to 547 code for a protein of 154 amino acids. NCBI's taxonomy places the organism in Eukaryota, Metazoa, Chordata, Chondrichthyes, Chimaeriformes, Callorhinchidae. The transcript is spliced from 5 exons.